Chelmon rostratus (copperband butterflyfish) is the source of this 2278-nucleotide messenger RNA. Its product is annotated as E3 ubiquitin-protein ligase RNF26-like. The transcript has 2 exons. Gene Ontology annotation, biological process: protein ubiquitination; ubiquitin-dependent protein catabolic process. The coding region runs from base 208 to 1473 and encodes 421 amino acids. The record is from RefSeq and is a predicted model, not a curated record. NCBI's taxonomy places the organism in Eukaryota, Metazoa, Chordata, Actinopteri, Chaetodontiformes, Chaetodontidae. Gene Ontology annotation, molecular function: ubiquitin protein ligase activity.
UGUUUUUGUUCCACAUUUCACGUUUUUCUACUUAGCGAGUUAAUGCCAAUGGGUGCGGUCUGCCAGGCAAUGUUAGCGACGUUAGCAUGUGUGUAGCUGUAAAAUACAGUCAGGGCUUCAGACGUAAAGAAUUCAUACAUAUGUGUACAUGGACAUUAAUGGCGUAGUCCAUAAAACCGACAGUUGCAAAGUUAAGCAAAGCCUAAUAUGGAUGAAGUGAACUUCGUCUUUGUUGCCGUUGGGAGAUGUGUGGACGCCUGCUGCCUGCUGCUCGACCUGACCAUCAGGACGUUCAGCUGGCUGCUUCGCUUCCUCUCUGGUGUGGGCGCUUCCGUCCACAACACGCUGGUUGUCCUGAGCGGAUCCACUUUGGUUGAAUACUGGAACUUUGCUCUUUUCUCCUUUCUCACUGUCAGCGAGGCCGUCUCCAGUGCUACCUAUGGAGCUCUGCACGUUGUUGAGGGCUGGCUGCAGAUGCUGGCAGGAGUGUUUGAGAGUUUCAAGAUGGUGGGACACCUCUCCUGUCAUGUGGCGUGGCGCAUCAAGGAUGUGCUUCACCGCGGGCUUAUUUCAGGGAGUUGUAUCCUGCGUCAGACAUGCGAAGGCCUCUGCAUCGCGCUCAGCCUCAUCCUCUACUUCGUCAACACAGUGGUCAACAUCGUCCUGAUCAGCACGCAGAACUGCGUGUCUGUGUUGGCAGGCGUCUGGGAGAUGGUGGCGGACCCUGUGCACAAAGUGAUGGAGCUGGCUCUGACUCUGCUGACUUUUCUGUACAGCUGUCUGGUUGGUGCCUCUGUGUUGCUGUGGACGCCUUGCCAGCUGCUGCUGGACUUCCUGGGAGCACUGGGUCGUGUCUUCUUCACUGUUUUCAUGGUGGACUCAUACGGCUUGCUCAUCUCAGCAGCUAUUAUCUCACUGGCUUUGUUGUUACUGAACCACAGGCUUCCCGUCCUCGCCGGACGCCUGAUCCUUCAUUUUGUCAACUCUCUGCCGGGAGUUCGUGGCUUACAGACUUUACUGGAGCAACCUCUGGUCAAUCAGGAGGCCCACGUCAGGACAGGACAGGAAGUGAGUACAACAAGGCUCCCGCACACAGAAGCUUUAAACACUGAGACUGACCUGCCGUCAGCAAAUGAGCCGACCCAGCCAGACACUCGGCAGCUCCAGGCUCAGCAGGACGGCGAGUCAGCGAGCAGCAGCAGGACUAGUACGGCCCGGCCAAACUCCACUCCGGCGGACAGCUGCACCCCACCGACUGACGUCGAGCUGCUCAGCCUGCUGAAGGAGCAGGAGGAGAGGAAGAAGUGCGUCAUCUGUCAGGACCUGAGCAAGACCGUGCUGCUGCUGCCCUGCCGUCACCUCUGCCUCUGCCGGCACUGCGCCGACAUCCUGACCCAACACCGACACGUCCAGCAGCGCUGCUGUCCGCUCUGCAGGCAGCCCAUCACACAGACCAUGGACGUCUUCCUCUGACGGGUGAUGGACCAGUGACAUCAACUGCGAACCGCAGCACACAGCAGAAGAAGUCUGUUGGCAUGAUUGACGCUUCUCUGUAAAAGUAAUUCUUACGCAUAGAUCUGAGUGCUGAACUUAAUAUUAUUUAAGCUGAACUGUGUCUUUAGAAUUGAGUAUUGCAAAGUGCCAACUACUGAUGUUUAUUUAUUAUUUAUUCUUUGUUCCAAUGUUUUGUAAUUGAAACAGGACACUUUUCUAACUUUAUUGAACAGUAUUUGUGCACCCAGGUGUUUAAACUUAAAACUUGAAAGUCUAAAUAAAUUUUUCUUAUUUAUGUUAGCCAUCAACUUUGAAAUGCCAAAACAAGAGAGAAGCCCUUAAAACUCUUGGUAUGUGAGAAGUGUGAAUGGUUAUUUCAUAACCACUGAACUGAGCGGCAGCUGAUUAUUAACACUGGAUUAAUUCGCCUGAGGAUAUGGGCCAAAGACUUACCUAUUGCCACAAUUGUUUUUCUUCUUAUGUAAGUUUAUGUAUGUGUAAUAUUUUGAACAUUUAUUUAAAACAAUAUGAAGUUGCCAAAUAUGUUACAUACUUAAUUUUGGCUUUGGAUGUUAAGCAUUAUUUGUUUCUUUACUUGGUGCAGAAGUCCAUGUGACAGCUUUGGUUUAAAGCUUUAUUCCUUUAUUUUGUUCUAUUUUGAGUUUUCAGAUUUUUGAACCAUGACUUCUUCAUAUUGGUCACAAUGCAAACUGAAAGAGACUGCCAUGAAAUUGUGUCUUAAUAUUCACUCAGUAAUUUCCAAUAAACAUGCUGCCAUGCUUUU